This is a messenger RNA of Perkinsus marinus ATCC 50983, 312 nucleotides long. RefSeq lists its product as hypothetical. The transcript has a single exon. The coding region runs from base 1 to 312 and encodes 103 amino acids. The record is from RefSeq and is a predicted model, not a curated record. Lineage: Eukaryota; Perkinsozoa; Perkinsida; Perkinsidae.
AUGCCUCAUAAGCUGAGAUAUUCCUACGGCCAGCCGUUCGUUUACCGGGACUGCCAGGGUGAACAAGAGACUGUCUUCUGGGGUACUAUGACGAGAGAUCGUUUCCUUUGUCCUGCUAAGAUGAGCGCGGAAAAGCUUUACACGCUCAACUGCCUCGCCGAGAUGCCAGUUGAGGGGAAAUGGUAUUGGCUGUGCGGUGUAGGGAUGACUUUCGAAGUUUUCAUUCGAAUAAUCGUUGAGUUUCUGAAGUCCUUGGUCUUGUUGUUGUUGAUUUAUGUCGCUAAAGGCAACGAGAAGCGAAAAGCUGACUGA